Molecule: messenger RNA, 1184 nt
Organism: Hermetia illucens (black soldier fly)
Lineage: Eukaryota; Metazoa; Arthropoda; Insecta; Diptera; Stratiomyidae
Product: brachyurin-like
Exons: 5
Coding region: 61-924 (287 amino acids)
Biological process (GO): proteolysis
Molecular function (GO): serine-type endopeptidase activity
Source: RefSeq, a predicted model, not a curated record
UAAAAGCCUCAAGAUCCAGUUGUUAGUUUUAGUUGUUUACGGAGAGUAUACAUAUUUAAAAUGUGGUUCAGUUUUUCGUCUAUAGUGCUUCUAGCAAGUUUUGGCAUUGCUCUUGACCUGGAAAAGCCAGAUUGGGAUAGCAUCCAUUACGAAGAGGACUUUUUACCAAAAGGAUUUCUUAAUAGAGACAGUCGUAUCAUUGGUGGUGAAAUUGCCACUCCUGGACAAUUUCCUUAUCAAGCUCAAUUACGUCUGAAUAAAACAACUUCGGGAGAUUGGUGUGGAGGCGUUCUAGUCUCGGAAAGCUAUGUACUGACCGCUGCUCAUUGUGCCAUUGAUUCCCUCUACAUAGACGUAUAUUUGGGUGCUCAAAAUGUUCUGAAUUUAACUGAACCAGGACGCAUAAAUGUGCGAGUAUAUGCUGAGAACAUUGUUGUUCAUAAUGGCUUCAAUCCAACUGUGAUUGCAAAUGACAUCGCCAUACUUCGUUUGCCAGAACCCGUAGAUAUUUCCGAUACUAUCAAGCCAAUCAAACUGCCUUCAUUCGAUGAUGCUGCCAUUAAUUUUGCUGGGACGGUAGUCGUAGUUUCGGGAUGGGGCAAGAACUCUGAUGAUGAUGAUAAUUCUUCUCCCGAACUCCACUUCACUACAGUUGCAGUGCUACCUCAAAAUAUAUGCGAGUAUUACUUCGAAACCGUUAGGAUAUCAAAUUUUUGCACGGAGAGCAUCUAUGGCCGAGGUGCAUGCAGCGGUGACUCAGGAGGUCCACUGGCUUGGGAUAGUGAGGAUGGACCUGUAUUAUUGGGGUUAACAUCUUUCGGAAGUAUUAGAGGAUGUGUAGCUUGUUGGCCAGCUGUUAACGUUCGGAUCACAUAUUAUCUGGAUUGGAUUGCUGCUCACAGUGAUAUUCAAAUUCAACUAUAGCUUGUUUUUGGCGAACUGUAUAUUUAUAUACUUAGUAUUUCACACUGAAAAAUAUGACUGACGAUGAAUGUCCUAGUUUAGUAUAUACAACUUCAUACAAAGAACUACCCGCCUCUGGGAGUCAAAAUGGAUGGCAAGUGAGGCAAUGUUGUAAUCUGACAUUUUUAGUAAAAUUCUUCAAACAAGUCAGGAAACCAGAAGCUAGCCGCUUUAGGUGUGAAAGGUUUUGUGUAUUACUUUUAUAAAGACAUUUGAAUGCA